This is a messenger RNA of Rhodamnia argentea, 2743 nucleotides long. RefSeq names its product protein ALTERED PHOSPHATE STARVATION RESPONSE 1-like. Lineage: Eukaryota; Viridiplantae; Streptophyta; Magnoliopsida; Myrtales; Myrtaceae. The record is from RefSeq and is a predicted model, not a curated record. The transcript has 7 exons. Bases 206 to 2533 code for a protein of 775 amino acids.
UCUCUCUCUCUCUCUCUCCUCCUCACUUAACUCCCUUCGUCUGCAUGAAAUCGGAAACCGCUCAUUGUUCUUCCGUUUCUCUCUCUGUCUCUGUCUCUUCACGGCGGUGAACAUGGUUCGAUGAUUCUCUCCUGCGGCCUGUCUUCCCCUGCAUUCCUCAAGCUCUCGCCCGCGGGACUCCGACUAGCUUCAGUCCUCUCUCAGUAUGGGGGCCACGAAUUCUAAGGUCGAGGAAGAUAAGGCCUUGCAGCUAUGCCGGGAAAGGAGGAAGUUUGUUAGGCAAGCCCUUGACGGUAGGUGCUCUCUUGCAGCGGCUCAUGUCAUGUACAUUCAGGCACUAAGGAACACAGGAACUGCUCUUGGGAAAUUUGUUGAACCUGAUGCCCAUGUGGAAUCAUCUUUGUAUGCAUCAACGAGUGCAACACCGGAGCCACUUCCAUUGAUGGAGAAGUCCCUUUCACAUUUUUCAUUCUCCUCUGCAUCAUUUUCGCAUCGUGUAGAUGCAGCUUAUACUCUUUCUCCAUCUCCAUCUCCUCCUCCUACCUCUACCAUUUAUCAUGCGAAUCAGAUGAAAUUCACGGGUAGCUAUUCUAGAGAAGUUCAAGAAAAGUUAAUAUCACCUACCACAGGGACAAUGACUUUUUCUAGUACCCCACGGAAUGCUACACCAGAUUCCACUGAAAAACCACAAGCAUCAGCAUUUGAAGACUCUCCCAUUCCACCUGGAGCGCCACAAUGGGAUUUCUUUGGUUUAUUCCAUCCAAUCGACCAUCAAUUUUCUUCUCAAGAGGGGAAGCGUAUGAACCAGGGGUUUGAAGAUGCUGAUGACAUUAAAAGGCUUAGGGAGGAGGAGGGGAUACCCGAGUUGGAAGAUGAUGACGAGAAGGGUUCUAUAGACAGAACUGAAGAAUUUCAGGAUUCGGAUGAUGAAUUUGAUGAGCCUUCCACAGAGACCCUGGUUCGCAGAUUUGAAAAUGUCAAUCGGAUAAAUGAUGAAUCCAUGUCUAGUCCCCCUCCUACUUUGCCUUCAGUGAGAAGUGCAACUUCAGAAGGUGAAUUUGUGAAUGGAGACAAAGGCGAGUGUCCUGAUGUGUCAUCACAAAGGGGCAAAUCAGCUGCCGUUGCUCCAUCAUCUGAGACAAAGAGAACUCCUGUGAAAGACAACUGUGACGAACAGAAGGUUACAGCAAAGGACUUCUCUUCAAGCAUCAAAGAUAUCGGAUGUCUUUUCAUAAAAGCAUCAGAAUCUGGGAGAGAAGUUCCAAGAAAGCUAGAAGCCAACGAGUUGCAUUUUCGCCCAAUGUUUCCGGGGAAAGAACGUGCACCAGUCAUUUCUGUCUACCUUAGGGCAUGUUUUUCUUGCGGGGAGGGUCGUCGGCAAGUUCAAGAAGAGCCUGUUCAAGCGGCAAUGAAGUACUUAACAUGGCAUAGGACGGGAUCAUCUCGCUCUUCUUCAUCAAGGAAUCCUUCAGGAUUAAAUUUAAAGGAUGAUACUGAGGAGCUUAAUGGCAAUUACAUCGGCAGUUUCUGUAUGAUAUCUGGAAGCCAUGCCUCGACCUUGGAUAGGCUAUAUGCCUGGGAGAGGAAGCUCUAUGAUGAAGUCAAGGCUUGUGAUGAGAUCAGGAGGGAUUAUGAUGUCAAAUGUAAACUUUUGAGGCAAUUGGAAUCAAAAGGGCAUCUGGAUUCAAAGGAAAGAACUGAAAGAAUUGGUAAAACUCGUGCUUCCAUCAAGGAUCUACACUCGAGGGUCAUAGUUGCCAUUCACAGAAUUGACUCCAUCUCAAAGAGACUAGAAGAACUCCGGGACAAAGAGCUUCAACCUCAGCUGGAAGAGUUGAUUGAAGGGUUAGGUCGGAUGUGGGAAGUCAUGUUUGAGUGUCACAAGCUUCAGUUCAACAUAAUCUCAGUAGCUUACAGCAGCAGCAACACUAAAAUCCCAGUGUACUCUGAAGGACAUCGGCAGAUAACCCUCCAUCUUGAAAAUGAACUGAGUUCACUAUCUUCAAGUUUUACAAAGUGGAUUGGAGCCCAGAAGACGUACUUGGAGGCCAUAAACAAUUGGCUCGGGAAGUGCAUCUUGCUUCCCCAAAAACCUCCCGAGAGGAAAAGGUGGAAGCCGCGACGGCCUCUGUGGAGCUGUGGGCCACCAAUCUAUGCCACUUGUGAACUGUGGCUGCAGAAGCUGGAGGCUUUGCCUUCCAAGGAUGUGGCAGAGUCAGUUAAAGGUUUAGCGGCAGAAAUUCACCAGUUUUUACCACGUCAAGAAAGGAACCAAGGAAAGAACGCGAAACAUCCUCGAACACCACCAACACCCUGGGAAGGUGGAAAUGGGGCUGAUUUGGAGGUUAACACAUUGAGAGAUUACGCCUCGGAGGACUGGACUACAGGUGUUGACCGCUUCCGGUCGAGCUUGGUUGGAUUUCUUGGUAAGUUGAACAAGUACGCAGAGUCAUCUGUCGAUAUGUACACGUCCCUUGAAAAGGCCAUCCAAGAAUCCAAGAGUAAUUAUGAUAAGUUGAAGUCCCAAGCAUGAGGGUGUUAUCAGGAUUUGCCAUGUUGUGGCAGGAAAUAAAAAGGGUCUACAGAAAUUUGUAUGUUGAGAUGUUUAUAGACAGGGUGGUAGGUUUACAUUACGGCUCUAGCUAGGAUGCUGUCGACCGAAAGAGAGAUUCGCCAAUAGAGCUUCCUGUAUAUUGUUUUUGUUAACUUGAUAAAGUUAUAAUAAAAUCUUUACAGUUGGCUA